CCGCGAAGGACCCUUAUGCUAAGUAGCGUCCCGGACUGUCCAGCUACGCCGAAUCCCCUCCCCCACCCCGCCGACCCGUCCCGCCUUCUAACCUCGCGGUGCUCCUCGUCCGCGCUUGCGUGGAACGUCUCUACUGAGCCCGCCGGUGGCCCCGCCCCUCGCGUUGCACCACGCCCUCAAAGGCUCCGCCUCUGCUGCCUGGAUCCCACCCCUCUAUCUGCAGGACCCCGGACCGUAAUGAUCCUACAACAGUCCCUGGAGCGAGACUCUCCAGGUCGGGACCCACGGGCCACCACUGGGCUGACUCGCGGCCUGGACGCCAGGGAACCCUUGCACAAGCAGUUUCUGUCUGAGGAAAACAUGGCCACCCACUUCUCCCGACUCAGCCUACAUAAUGACCACCCCUACUGCAGUCCCCCUGUGACUUUUCCUCAAGCCCUGCCACCACUCAGGGGCCCUUGCCCAGAGCUGCUUCUCUGGCGCUAUCCUGGGAGCCUGAUCCCUGAGGCCCUCAGGCUGCUGAGGCUGGGGGAUACCCCCAGUCCCUACUACCCUGCAUCCCCAGCUGGGGACAUCAUGGAGCUCUAAGUGCUGAAGGCCAGUGUCCCUCUUCACCUUGUUCCUGACAGCAGAGACCAGCAACCCCUAGAGAAGGAUGUGGUCCUUCCCCUGUAACAGGACAGAGGAUACCGAGCUCAGUGAAACCCUGAAUGGAAGGGGCAGCAGCUUGGAAAGGGGAAAGUAUCAACUCAUUAGUGAAUAAAGAUUUCUGAGCAGUUAAA
Messenger RNA from Phodopus roborovskii (desert hamster), 782 nucleotides. RefSeq names its product host cell factor C1 regulator 1 (gene Hcfc1r1). The transcript is spliced from 3 exons. The coding region runs from base 16 to 588 and encodes 190 amino acids. NCBI's taxonomy places the organism in Eukaryota, Metazoa, Chordata, Mammalia, Rodentia, Cricetidae. The record is from RefSeq and is a predicted model, not a curated record.